Otolemur garnettii (small-eared galago) is the source of this 765-nucleotide messenger RNA. It is a transcript of the gene MRPL35, whose product is annotated as mitochondrial ribosomal protein L35. Bases 44 to 610 code for a protein of 188 amino acids. The transcript has 4 exons. Gene Ontology annotation, biological process: translation. Gene Ontology annotation, molecular function: structural constituent of ribosome. NCBI's taxonomy places the organism in Eukaryota, Metazoa, Chordata, Mammalia, Primates, Galagidae. The record is from RefSeq and is a predicted model, not a curated record. Gene Ontology annotation, cellular component: mitochondrion; ribosome.
GUGUGUUUUAACCCAAUGCGGCCGCCGUAGGCGCGGGAUCAAGAUGGCUCCCUCCGUUUUUCUUCGUGCUGUGAGAGCGGCUUCAGGAAUCUUACGGCCCCUGAAUAUUUUGGCAUCUUCAGCCUAUCAAAACUGUGCCAGGAAUGCCUCUCUUAUUUCUACACUGUCCACUGGUCAUUUUAGUCAUGUUCAGACACCACUUGUUUCCUGUGCUCCCAGUCUUACCUCAUCUGCCAGAAACCUAACAUGUGGGCAUACUGCAACAAUCCUUAAUAGAGUGGCCCCCUUGUUUCCAAAUGUCCUGAAGCUGCCAGUCAGAACUGUAACAUACUUCAGUACACGAAAAGGCAAGAGAAAGACUGUGAAAGCUGUCGUCUAUAGGUUUCUUCGACUUCAUUCUGGCCUUUGGCUAAGGAGAAAGGCUGGUUAUAAGAAAAAAUUAUGGAAGAAGAAAGCUGCAAGGAAAAGACGCUUGAGGGAAUUUGUGUUCUGCAAUAAAACCCAGAGUAAACUCUUAGAUAAAAUGACAACAUCUUUCUGGAAGAGGCGAAACUGGUAUGCUGAUGAUCCUUAUCAGAAGUAUCAUGAUCGAACAAACCUGAAAGUAUAGAUCAGAAGUUUUAUAAUUUCCCAGUUAUUGAAUAUGUAUCUUUGGAUAAUGAUGUCUCUGCAAAAAUGAGUAACUAUAAAAUCUGAUGUAAAUUGUACCAAUUAAUAUGUAAACAUACAGUGCCAACAUUAAACUUAUGGAAGUUUUUAUACUUA